Messenger RNA from Prorocentrum cordatum, 381 nucleotides. NCBI's taxonomy places the organism in Eukaryota, Dinophyceae, Prorocentrales, Prorocentraceae. The record is from the annotation of a GenBank genome assembly.
GAGGUCGCGUCGCCCGGCGCCUGCGGCUUCGUGACCCUCGAGGGGGAGCCGUGCGAGCCCUGCCCGGACAGCGUCAUGGCCGCCUACUGCGAGCUCGGCGAGGAGCGCUGCAGCUGGGUCCCCGCCGUCCCGGGCGGGGUGGGCGCCAGCGGGCCGUAUUUCGAGGUGACCCUCUCUGAGGACUCCGCGCUCUUCUUCCACGACAGCGUCCUGCUCGUGCCCGGCCUGCUCUCGCAGGCGGAGUGCCGCGCCCUCGCGGGCGCCGCCGACGCGCACUUGGCCGCGGGCGGCUGCUGGCGGCCCCAGGAGCAGGCCUUCCUGCACCCCGGCAGCGACGACCUGCUGGGCGCUGUCGCGCCGGACGCGCUGAAGCGCGUGAGC